UGCGGCUGAGGGCGCAGGCGGAGGACACGUGGCGGGGCGUGUGGUGUGGAAAAAAGCUCUUCUUGUUUUUGGAGCAUUUUGGUAUUACUCUCAAACUUGGGAGACCAGUGACUGACAUCUGGAAGAGAAAUUACUGAGGGAUCAGAGGCUCUUUUGAGUUGGGUCAGCUUGUACAGAAGACGUCAACAGGAUUCCUUUUGAAAAAGAUUCGUCAGGAUGACCAUGUUUACCCCACCAAGACUCCUGAAGCUGGCUGUGCAGAGCCUGCUGAGAGAUGAGGCCUUGGCUAUUGCUGCCCUGGAGGAGUUGCCCAUAGAGCUCUUCCCAUCUCUGUUCAUGGAGGCCUAUGCAAGAAAAUGCAUCAAGACAUUCAAAGCUAUGGUGCAGGCCUGGCCCUUUGCUUGCCUCCCUCUGGGGGCCCUGAUGAUGGAACAGCAGCUUCCCCAGGAGAUCCUUCAAGCAGCACUCAGUGGGCUUGAUGUGUUGCUUUCUCAAGAGGUUCGCCCCAGGCGUUGGAAACUGCAAGUGCUAGAUUUACGCAAGAAUGUACAUCAGGACUUCUGGACUCUGUGGUCUGGAUCCAGAAUAGGUGUGUGGUCAUUGACUGAACUAGAGACUGCACAGCCUGUGAAGAAACCAAAAGUGGACGGCUUUGAGAGAGGAGCAAAUCAACCCUUUGUUCCUGUGAAAGUGCUAUUAGAUUUGUGUCUCAAGGAAGGCAGAAAUGACGAGUUGCUUGCCUCCCUCAUGAAGAAGGUCAGACAGAACAAAGACUUACUGCACUUGUGCUGUAAAAAGCUGAGGAUUUUUGCGAUGCCCUUCCAGAAUAUUAAGAUGAUCUUGAAAAUAGUGCAGCUGGACUCUGUCCAGGAAUUGGAAGUGAAUUGUACUUGGAACCUGUCAACUUUUGGAAAGUUUGCUCCUUACCUGGGCCAAAUGAGUAAUCUGCGCAGACUUCUCCUCUCUCAUAUCCUCACUACUGCCUAUACGUACGUGGAGAAAGAAGAGGAGUUUGUCAGCCAAUUUACCUCUCAGUUCCUCAGUUUGCGUCAUCUCCAGGAACUAUAUUUAGAUUCUGUCUCCUUCCUCAAAGGCCACCUACAUGAUGUGCUCAGGUACCUGAAGAGCCCCUUGGAGACACUCUCAGUGAAUAAUUGCCUACUUGUAGAGUCAGACUUGAUUCAUCUAUCCGAGUGCCCCAGUGUGAGUCAGCUAAAGGACCUGAGCCUGAGUGGGGUCAGUCUGGCCACUAUGAGUCCAGAUCUUCUCCGAGUGCUGCUAGAGAGAGUUUCCUCCACUCUUGAAGACCUGGACUUAGAUGAGUGUGGGAUCAUGGACAGCCAGUUCAUUGCCAUCCUGCCUGCCCUGGGCCAGUGUUCCCAGCUCACAACUUUCACCUUUUGUGGGAACUCCAUCUCCAUGGCCGUGCUGCAGAAUCUUCUGCUCCAUACCAUUAAUCUGAACAAGCUAAGUCACGUGCUGUAUCCUGCCCCUUUGGAGAGUUAUGAAGACAACGAAGGCCUCCUCCACCUGGGAAGACUUGCCCACCUGCAUGCCACACUAAGGCGGAUGCUGCAUGAUGCAGGGAGGCAAGCUGUGGUCUGGUUCAGUGGCAACCCCUGCCCUCAAUGUGGUGACAAGACUUUGUAUGACCCAGAACCCAUCCUUUGCCCGUGUUACCUGCCUCUUUAGCUGAAUGCACACAUUGAUAGCUUUAGUGUGGGCAAAUGGACACUAAAGCUCAGAAUGUAAGGGCAUCUAGGAAGAACAGAGGCCUUAGUUCCAGAUGACUUCAGUAUAUGUUGGAAAAGAAAAGUUGUUAUGGUUAGCAUUCAGAUGCUGAUUUGGGAAGAUAUUUCCUUUAGAGUUAGAAAUACAAAUUUGAAAAAAAAAGAAAUACAAAUUUGAUUUUCUGGUGAGGGCAUUUGGAGG
Molecule: messenger RNA, 1932 nt
Organism: Octodon degus (degu)
Lineage: Eukaryota; Metazoa; Chordata; Mammalia; Rodentia; Octodontidae
Gene: Prame
Product: preferentially expressed antigen in melanoma
Exons: 5
Coding region: 217-1692 (491 amino acids)
Biological process (GO): positive regulation of cell population proliferation; negative regulation of DNA-templated transcription; negative regulation of cell differentiation
Cellular component (GO): cytoplasm
Source: RefSeq, a predicted model, not a curated record